GCACUACACCCAAUCAGCCAUCCGUCUACUGCUUCUAAAAUACAGCGUGUCUUAAAUUUUCUCUUUUUUCUUUCUUUUUUUUCAAAAAGAUUUAAACACAAUUAGAUAAAGAAAAUAAAUAAAUAAAUAAAAGAGAAUCCAUCAGCGUCAAGCCCAAGCUUUUCCUCUCUGUGUGCUGUGCUGUGCUGCUCUGCUACUCCAACAUCAAAUCACAGUCGUCCUUCUCUGGAUGAUUGAUUAAAUUGUUUUUGUUUAAACAAAAAAAGAUUUCAAAUUAAAUUUUAAAUUGAAAAAAAAGAAAGAAAAGAAAUGGAGUUGCAAACGAAAGUAGCACAAGCAGUUCAUGUACUGAAUCACGACACUGAAUCAUGUAAUCGCGUGGCUGCUAAUCAAUGGCUAGUUCAGUUCCAGCAAACUGAUGCUGCUUGGCAAGUGGCUACUUCUAUUCUCACUUCCGAUCACUUACAGUUACAUCAUCAGCCUUUCUUUUCUGAUUUUGAAGUUGAAUUCUUUGCUGCUCAGAUUCUCAGACGAAAGAUCCAGAGCGAAGGAUAUCAUUUGCAUAUAGGAGCUAAGGAUGCUUUAUUAAAUGCUCUUCUUGUGGCUGCCAAAAGAUUUAGUUCUGGUCCUCUCCAGCUAUUGACACAAAUCUGCCUUGCACUUUCUGCCCUUGUACUUCGUGCUGUUGAGCAUGGAAAACCUAUUGAACAGCUUUUCUACAGCCUUCAGACUCUGCAGAACCAGGAAGAUGGUAAUGUUGCUGUUUUAGAGAUGCUCACUGUUCUUCCAGAAGAAGUUGUUGACACUCAAAAUUCUGAUAGUAGUAUCAGUCAAGCCCAUAGAAGCCAGUAUGGCAAAGAGCUUCUCUCACAUACUCCUACGGUGCUCGAGUUCCUGCUGGGACAAUCUCAGAAAACAUAUGAUGGUGGUAUUCAAUUGCAUGAAAGGAAUAGAAAAGUUCUUCGUUGCUUACUCAGUUGGGUUCGAGCGGGGUGCUUUUCAGAAAUUCCCCAAGGCUCACUACCAACACAUCCACUUCUUAACUUUGUAUUCAACUCUUUGCAGGUUUCCUCUUCUUUUGAUUUGGCAAUUGAAGUGCUUGUUGAACUUGCAAGUCGAUAUGAGGGGCUACCUCAGGUUUUGUUAUGUCGAGUCCAUUUCCUUAAAGAGGUACUCCUUCUUCCAGCUCUCAGUAAUAGAGAUGAGAAAGUAAUCAAUGGUCUUGCGUGCUUGAUGUCAGAAAUUGGGCAGGCUGCACCGUCUCUGAUUGUGGAGGCAAGUGUUGAGGCACUUGCUCUGACGGAUGCGCUAUUGAGCUGUGUGGCAUUUCCAAGUGAAGAUUGGGAAAUUGCAGACUCAACAUUGCAAUUUUGGUCUACACUUGCAAGCUAUAUACUUGGCCUUGAUGCGGAGAGUGUGAAGAAUGGGAAACAUGUGCAAGAUGUGUUUUUUUCUGUAUUUUCAGCAUUACUUGAUGCUCUUUUAAUGCGUGUUCAGGUUGACGAAUCUAUAUUUAAUGAUGCAAAUGGAAUGCUUGACCUGCCAGAUGGCCUUGUACAGUUCAGGACGAAUCUUGCGGAGCUAUUGGUGGAUAUUUGUCAGCUAUUAAGACCUGUCACAUUUGUGCAAAAGCUUUUGUUCGGUGGCUGGGCAUCUGGAAGUGUACCAGUACCCUGGAAGGAGGUGGAAGCCAAACUGUUUGUUCUUAAUGUGGUUUCUGAAGUAGUUCUCCAGGAGGGCCGGACCUUUGACUUUUCAAUGAUCAUGCAGUUGGCGACUUUGUUGUCUAGUAGCCCUUCUGAAAAGCACAAGGAGUUAAUGUGCAUUGUAUACAAAUCACUUGCAGAUGUUGUUGGCUCCUAUUCGAAGUGGAUAUCUACUUGUCAAACUAAUGCUAGGCCCUUAUUAUUAUUUCUUGCUGCAGGGAUUUCAGAGCCUCAGUCCUCAAAUGCUUGUGCAACUGCCCUGCGUAAAUUUUGUGAAGAUGCUUCUGUUGUAAUUUAUGAACCCUCAAAUCUGGAAAUUCUAAUGUGGAUUGGGGAGGCUCUAGAAAAACGACCAUUACCUUUAGAAGAUGAGGAAGAAGUAGUUAGUGCGAUUAGCAUGAUUCUUGGCUCUGUUCCAAACCAAGAGCUAAGGAAUAACUUGUUGGCUAGAUUGCUAUCUCCUAGCUAUGAUGCUAUUGGAAAACUUAUUGAACAAGAUAGCAAUCGUUCUGUUCGACAAAACCCAGCUACCUAUACGCAAAUUCUAAACUCGGCAGCAAGAGGGUUGUACAGGAUAGGGACUGUAUUUGGUCAUCUUGCUACACCUCUUCCUAGUCUGCCUGGUGCAGAUGAUCCUAUAUUUGGACUACUGAGGGCUUUUUGGCCCAUGCUAGAAAAAUUAUUUAGGUCUGAACACAUGGAGAGUAGCAAUUUAUCUACUGCAGCUUGCCGAGCUCUUUCCCUUGCAAUUCAGUCCUCUGGGCAGCACUUUGUCACGCUAUUACCCAGUGUACUAGAUUGUUUGUCUACUAAUUAUCUGUCAUUUCAAAAUCAUGACUGUUAUAUCAAAACAGCUUCUGUUGUCGUUGAAGAAUUCAGUAAUAGAGAGGAGUACGGACCCUUGUUUGUGACAACUUUUGAAAGAUUUACACAAGCAGCAUCGAUUAUGGGUCUUAAUUCUUCAUAUGUAUGUGACCAAGAGCCUGAUUUAGUGGAGGCCUAUACGAAUUUUGCAUCUACAUUCAUUCGUAGCGCUCAUAAGGAAGUGCUAGCUGCAUCUGCUUCCCUUCUUGAAGUUUCCUUCCAAAAGGCAGCUAUAUGCUGUACAGCUAUGCAUCGUGGAGCAGCACUGGCAGCAAUGUCGUAUUUGUCAUGUUUUUUGGAGCUGAGCCUGGUCUCUUUGUUGGAAUCUAUGAAUUCCAUUUCUGAAGGAUCAUAUGGGGCCAUAACAAUUCAGGUUAUAUCUCAUAGUGGCGAGGGACUAGUAUCAAGUGUGGUGUAUGCUUUGCUUGGUGUUUCUGCAAUGUCACGGGUUCACAGGUGUGCAACAAUCUUGCAACAAUUGGCUGCCAUUUGCAGUUUCAGUGAGAGGACAACUUGGAAGGCUAUUCUCUGCUGGGAAUCUUUGCGUGGCUGGCUGCAUGCUGCGGUGCAGGCUCUUCCAGUUGAGUAUCUGAAGCAGGGGGAAGCUGAAACUCUUGUACCACUUUGGUUUGAUGCCCUUGUUGGUGCUGCCUCAGAUUACCUCGAUAGUAAGAGUUGCAAUGGAGGAAAAAGCAAUUAUGGGCAUAUGCAAGGGAAAGGGGGAAGAGUUUUGAAGCGUUUAAUUCGCGAAUUUGCUGAUAGUCAUCGCAACGUUCCAUCGCAAAUAUAACAAAACUUACCAUCAAAAAUAGCAAAUUCAGUCUAUAGAUUCAAGAGCUGCUGCUGUUGGUGCUGCCGCAGUUGUAAAUGGUUGGCUUGCCUUCAAGCUUAGAAAAUCCUGGGGUCAAUCUUUUGAGGCGAUGUCCCCACAUUGUAAUUACCUCUUAGCAGUCCCUAUUUAUUUUAAUUUUUCUUGUACAGGUAUCUCCCAAUCCCAAUUUUGUUAAACCUCCCAAAACAAGUGGGAGAGACACAUUAAUAACCUCAUUGAUACUUGAGAGUAUUGAUCUGCAACAACAGCGGCUAGAGAUGAUGAUAUAUAUAAGAGUAUACAUGGAAAUAAAUCCAAUAUCAUUUAUCA
Ricinus communis (castor bean) is the source of this 3711-nucleotide messenger RNA. RefSeq names its product transportin MOS14. NCBI's taxonomy places the organism in Eukaryota, Viridiplantae, Streptophyta, Magnoliopsida, Malpighiales, Euphorbiaceae. The transcript is spliced from 24 exons. Gene Ontology annotation, cellular component: nuclear membrane; cytoplasm. The record is from RefSeq and is a predicted model, not a curated record. The coding region runs from base 310 to 3360 and encodes 1016 amino acids. Gene Ontology annotation, biological process: protein import into nucleus.